AUGAACUUUGAUCAAUUGACAGAUGAACAGAAACAACAGCUAUACCUACAGCAUUUACAACAACAACAGCAGCAACAACAGCAGCAACAGCAACAACAGCAGCUGUACGACAACCGAUACUCAUUACCACAAGCACAAACAUAUCAGCAGCUAAACCAUGCGCAGGUGAAUCACCUAGCUGGAGAUGAAAGCUUUAUGGACGAGGACACAAGUGAUUUAGUUGAGGAAAUCCCUGUACAGUAUGAAGAUCAUUCUCCAGUUAAGCAACAACAGCAACAGGGUCUCCAGUCUCAGGGAUUGUUGAACAGCUUGCCAACACAAAUGAAUACCGCUGCAUCGCCUCGUUUUAUACAGCUGGACAAAUUCGAUCAAGGAUUUUCAUCUCAUUCUGGGUAUAAUGGCAAAGGUGUUCAAUUUAGCUCAAUCGACUCUAUGAAUUUCCAGCCACCCGUGAGCAACUUCACGCAGUUGAACAACUUGUCAAAUACAAACUUGUCUGAAGCCAGUAGUGGGAACCAUUCGUCAAGCCUGAACUUGGCCAGCUCACACGAGUUGAAUUCGCCACCAGAGACUCCAGUCACGUCGGCUGCUUGGUCGCAGCAAGGACAAGCGGCGCAGCCAAUGCAAGCACCUAUUCAACAAGUUCUGCAGCAGUCCCCAGUGCGGGCCUCGCAACAGUUGCAACAACAACAACUGGCCACAAGCUUUACUCCUCCUCCAUCUGCACGCAACUUGAAUCCGCAAAGUACGCCUUCAAACUACGUGCAUUUUAACAGGCAACCACAUUUUCUACCAAGUGAUAUACAAGACCGUGGUAAAGCAGUCAAAUUGAAGAUGGAAAAUUUCUAUACCAUGGCAGUCAACCAUGCCAUUGAGAGAAAUCAAAGAAGAAUGCAGAUGGAGCAGAAGUUGAUUGAAGAAGGAGCUGGUGUUUCUGAAGAGCGUAAGAAUCGUCAUAUACAAAACUAUAGCAAAAAAGAGAAGCAAUUUUUGCGAUUAAGAAGAACUAAAUUAUGCUUGGAAGAUUUUGAGACCAUUAAAGUGAUUGGUAAAGGAGCGUUUGGUGAAGUACGAUUAGUGCAAAAAAGGGACAAUGGUCACAUUUAUGCUAUGAAGACAUUGUUGAAAUCGGAAAUGUACAAGAAAGAUCAAUUGGCCCAUGUAAGGGCUGAAAGAGAUGUGUUGGCCAAUAGUGAUUCGCCAUGGGUAGUGUCAUUAUUCUAUUCGUUUCAAGAUUCGCAAUAUCUUUAUUUAAUUAUGGAAUAUUUGCCAGGAGGUGAUUUAAUGACGAUGUUGAUUAGAUGGCAAAUUUUCACUGAGGACAUUACUCGGUUCUAUAUGGCUGAGUGUGUGUUGGCCUUGGACGCUAUUCAUAAGUUGGGAUUUAUCCAUCGUGAUAUUAAACCCGAUAACAUUUUGAUUGAUAGGCGGGGGCAUAUCAAGUUGAGUGAUUUUGGAUUGUCGACUGGAUUCCACAAGACUCAUGAUUCAAACUAUUACAAGAAGUUGUUGGAAGAGAAUCCUAGUCAGCCACCAUUACAAGCCAACCAGUUGACCAGCAAUAACAAUGGACGUAAUUCAGUGAUGGUUGAUGCUAUACAUUUAACCAUGUCCAAUAGACAACAAAUGCAAACAUGGAGGAAAUCGCGAAGAUUGAUGGCUUAUUCCACUGUGGGUACUCCCGAUUACAUUGCUCCUGAGAUUUUUGUUCAUCAAGGAUAUGGACAAGAGUGCGAUUGGUGGUCAUUGGGAGCAAUCAUGUUUGAGUGUCUUGUCGGGUGGCCGCCAUUUUGUGCCGAGACCCCCCACGAGACGUAUCGCAAAAUUAUCAAUUGGCAAGAAACUUUACAAAUCCCCGACGACGUUCAUCUUUCACCCGAGGCUGAAGAUUUAAUUAAGCGAUUGUGUACAUCAGCUGAACAGAGAUUAGGUCGAUAUGGCGGAGCUGACGAGAUUAAACAGCAUCCAUUUUUCCGUGGUGUUGAUUGGGAUACAAUACGUAAAGUUGAUGCGCCAUUUAUUCCUAAGUUAAGAUCGAUUACUGAUACGAGGUUCUUCCCCACUGAUGAAUUGGAGAAUGUGCCUGAUAAUCCAAUUUUGACCAAGGCCAUGGAACAAAGAGAGUUGGAUGCCAAGAAUGGUGGUAGAAAGAACCCUAAGGAGGAUUUACCAUUUAUUGGAUACACUUAUUCGCGGUUUGACUAUUUGACUAGGAAAAAUGCAUUAUAG
Molecule: messenger RNA, 2229 nt
Organism: Lodderomyces margitis
Lineage: Eukaryota; Fungi; Ascomycota; Pichiomycetes; Serinales; Debaryomycetaceae
Gene: CBK1
Product: serine/threonine protein kinase
Exons: 1
Coding region: 1-2229 (742 amino acids)
Biological process (GO): actomyosin structure organization; peptidyl-threonine phosphorylation
Cellular component (GO): cytoskeleton; cytoplasm
Molecular function (GO): protein serine/threonine kinase activity; ATP binding
Source: RefSeq, a predicted model, not a curated record